Messenger RNA from Hyla sarda, 935 nucleotides. Its product is annotated as glycogen [starch] synthase, muscle-like. Gene Ontology annotation, molecular function: alpha-1,4-glucan glucosyltransferase (UDP-glucose donor) activity. The transcript is spliced from 4 exons. Gene Ontology annotation, cellular component: cytoplasm. The record is from RefSeq and is a predicted model, not a curated record. Gene Ontology annotation, biological process: glycogen biosynthetic process. Lineage: Eukaryota; Metazoa; Chordata; Amphibia; Anura; Hylidae. The coding region runs from base 219 to 920 and encodes 233 amino acids.
AACGUUAUACAGAGUACGGGGACGCGGUGGCCCCGCCCCUCCGCGGCGUUACAUUGUAGCAGCGUCCCUGCUGUCAGGGGCAGCAGUCAGCUGGAGUGCUGCCUGUCAUUGCUGGAGUGCUGCUUGUCAUUGCUGGGUGCAGGAGAGUUGCCGCUUCAUAGACUCGCCAUCCUGCUGGGGGCAACUCUACCCGCUGUACGCUCCUCUAUCUCGGCAGGAUGCCCCUGGCACGCAGCUUAUCAGUCACCUCCCUGAACGGGCUGGAUGAUUGGGACGAUGACCUGGACCUGGACAACUCUGUGCUGUUCGAGGUGGCAUGGGAAGUGGCUAAUAAAGUUGGUGGAAUUUAUACAGUUAUACAAACCAAAGCCAAGAUCACCACAGAUGAAUGGGGAGAGAAUUACUUCCUCAUCGGACCCUACUUCGAGCACAAUGUACGGACCCAGGUUGAGUUGAUUGAACCUCCGAAUCCUGCCAUCAAGCGUACAAUGGAUUCCAUGAACUCAAAGGGAUGUAAGAUCUACUUUGGCCGCUGGCUGAUAGAAGGCAGUCCCUAUGUAGUCCUUAUUGACAUAGCAGCCACCGCCUGGAACCUCGACCACUGGAAAACUGAACUCUGGGAUAGCUGCACCAUAGGGAUCCCAUGGUAUGAUAGAGAAGCCAACGAUGCUGUGUUGUUUGGUUUCUUGACAGCAUGGUUCCUGGGCGAGUUCGCAGCACAAUGUGGUGAUGAGAAGCCCUUUAUCCUGGCCCAUUUCCAUGAGUGGCUCGCUGGCGUUGGUUUAUGUUUGUGUCGAGUUCGUAAACUUCCAGUGGCUACCAUCUUUACCACUCAUGCUACCCUCCUGGGGCGUUACCUGUGUGCCGGAAGCGUAGACUUCUACAACAACCUGCAGACGGUAAGAACACUCCCCAUAUAAAUGUAAUAUUAUGAU